AAAGCCCCGGAGGUCUGGAGUGGGAGUUUCCCUCUUUCUGCAGUUCACAGAGAAAAUGGAGGCGUCAAAUCCAGGCGAGGCUUCCAUGGAUUUUCCUGAAGAUUUCAGAUGUCCGAUUUCCAUGGAGAUCAUGAAGGAUCCGGUGACUAUAAGCACAGGCGUCACGUACGAGAGGAAGAACAUUUACCGAUGGUUCCACACCUACCGGAAGAAAACCUGUCCGGCGACAAUGCAAGCUGUGGAUGAUUUCGAAAUGACUCCGAAUCAUACGUUGAAGAGGCUGAUAAUCGCUUGGUCUGAUUCGAAGGCGGAUUGCGCGGCGGCGCCGUCGGCCAAGCACGGUGAAUUGGUGGAGAUUUUGAGCGCCAUGGAUACGACGCCGUUUAAGGUGAGUUCGUUGCGGAAAUUGAGGUCGAUUGUGGAGGUUGGGGAUGAAAUUAGGGCGGAUUUUAAGAGAUUAGGAGGCGUGCAGGUUUUGGUGAGGAUUAUUGGUCAGAUUUUGGUUGAGAAUUCGGAUUUCGGAACGUUUAGAGCUUGCGAGGAAGCUUUGGGGAUUCUCGACGCGAUUCCGAUCUCGGAUGAGGAUGAUCCGAUUCUGCAACUGCUUAUGAAUCCUAACUGCGUUAGAUCUAUGGCGGUUAUGCUCCAGCGCGGCGGCGCCGAGGCGAGAUCCUGCACGAUUUCGAUCUUCCUGAAGAUCGCAAAAGCUGAUUACCAUUGGAACUUCGUUGUGCAGGAGCAAGGCGUCGAUUUCUUCAAAUCCUUGCUCGAAAUCGUCUCCGACGAAGUGUGCGCGAAGGCGACCGCCGGCGCUCUGCAACUGCUCGUCGAUAUCCUCGCGGCGUCGAAGAAGUCGCGGCUGAAGGCGAUCGAAGCCGGCGCGAUCUGCACGCUGAUCGAGCUUCUGCCGGAUUCGAACAGUAGAGCGAGAUCGGAGCGGGUAAUGCUGUUGAUCAAAUUGUUGUGCGAGUGUGCUGAGGGAAGAUUGGCGUUCACGGAGCACGAGCUCGGGAUUCCUGCGGUGGCGAAGAAGAUGUUCGAUGUAUCGGCGACGGCGACGAAAAUUGCGGUAAAAAUCGUUUGGUUGAUUUCUAGUUUUCACCCGACGGAGAAGGUUCUGGAGGAGCUUCUGGCGUGCGGCGCCGUGAAGAAGCUGGUGGCGCUGCUGCAUAUCGGCGGCGGCGGCGGCGGAGGACAGUCGAGGACGAAGGAGAGAGUGGUGAAGGUGUUGAAGUUGCACAGCCGUACGUGGCGGCGCCACCCCUGCUUUCCCGGCGAAGUCAGGGAUUACUUGGGAUUGGGAAAUGAUACUUGGGAAAAUUAAAUAAAUAAAUAAAUAAAAUAAAAAUAAAUUAUAAGGAAAAAGCGAUAAACAUGUAAUUAAAUUGUGACAGAUUUUUUCUUUUUUUUUUGAAUUAUUAUUAUCUCUACUAAACAAAAGUGAUUCUUUGUUUU
Molecule: messenger RNA, 1455 nt
Organism: Andrographis paniculata
Lineage: Eukaryota; Viridiplantae; Streptophyta; Magnoliopsida; Lamiales; Acanthaceae
Product: E3 ubiquitin-protein ligase PUB23-like
Exons: 1
Coding region: 56-1324 (422 amino acids)
Biological process (GO): protein ubiquitination
Molecular function (GO): ubiquitin protein ligase activity
Source: RefSeq, a predicted model, not a curated record